AUGAUUUUUAUAUCAAUCUAUUUUAGUGUACCAGUAAUGAAUGAAACAAUAAUGGAUAUGCCCAUGAAACAUUUAAUUACGGAACCAUUGUUAAAUGUUGAGGAAUUAUGUUGUAAACAUUUUCUUAGACUUUGUAUAGAAUCUUUUAUUUUAGAUCAUUUGAAAUAUUUAGAUGAAUUAAUUAAAACUACUGACAAUAAUGAUGAUAGUAUACAUUUCAAAAAGAUUACUUAA
Molecule: messenger RNA, 234 nt
Organism: Schistosoma intercalatum
Lineage: Eukaryota; Metazoa; Platyhelminthes; Trematoda; Strigeidida; Schistosomatidae
Source: the annotation of a GenBank genome assembly